GAACUUCGUUGGUCAUUCGAUUAGUUGGUGGAUUUUUGCAGAAGGAAGAACAUGUCUCCUCUACUUCUUGCUAUCACUGCACUCUUGAUUCUGUACGCGUGUUACAAUUUUGUUACUUCAAAACCUGGGAAAGCUCCACCCGGGUUGAUACGACUUCCUGUAUGGGGAUCCUAUUGGCUGCUGCUCUGGGGAGAUUACUGGUUUCCUCACAAUACUGUCGCCCACUACGUUAAAAAAUAUAAAUCCAAGAUAAUCAGCUUGUGGAUGGGAAAAUACUACACGGUUAUCGUCAACGAUUAUGAGACUGUGAAGGAAGUCCUCACCAGGAGGGAAUUCGAUGGGAGAGACACGAAGAGCUUCAUGGGGUUGUCGAGAUCCUGGGGAAAAACUCUGGGUAUUUUCUUCAAUGACAGUGAGGAAUGGCAAGAGCAGAGACGAUUCGCCCUCCGGAACAUGAGAGAUUUUGGAUUUGGAAGGCGACACGGAGGACUGGAGAGUCAAUUCCAGGAGGAGCUGAGGGUUUUGGUGGACACGAUAAAAAAUGGGCCGAUUAGUGAAUCCGAAAAGGGAGUUGUUAAUGGAGAUCUGGUGUACUUUCCAAAUAUUCUGUACCCAUCAUGUACCAAUAUAAUUUGGUCCGUCUUGGCUGGCGAGAGAUUCGGUCGAGAGCAUCACGACGAGCUGAGACAAUUAUGCAUUUAUGCCUCGAUGUUUCAAAAAGGAGGAGAAACAGCGAUUGGAGCUGUUGCUAUGACUCCCUGGCUGAGCCGUUUCGGAAACCUCUUCAGUUUCGGUGACUGGGUCGAGGGUCAUCAGGGAAUGACUCGAUUCAUCAAACGAUACAUUGAUGAGCGAAGUGAAGCAGCCUUGGUUGAUAAAUCAAUCGAGGGUUUUAUCCCGGCGUAUUUGAAGGAAUUGAAAGAAGGAAAACUCACUGAAAAUUUUUCUGAGGAGCAAUUGGUGAUGGUUGCCGUUGAUUUUAUGUUCCCCGCACUCUCAGCUGUACCGAGUACUAUUGUUCAUGCAUUCAAGUGGCUGAUGCACUAUCCUGAGGUCAUGAGAAAGGCUCAGGAGGAAAUUGACAGAGUUGUUGGGAUGGAACGAUUUCCAGAAUGGGAUGACAGGAAAAAUUUACCGUAUACAGAGUCGGUUAUUCGGGAGGUGAUGAGAAUAGAAACUUUGACGCCACUCGGUGUAAUUCAUAGAUGUACAGAGAAUACCAGUCUCAAAGGAUAUGAUAUUCCAGUCAAUACUGUGGUAUUGACUAACUUGUCAGCAAUGCACAAUGAUUCCGACUUCUGGGGUGAUCCUGAGAACUUCAGGCCAGAGAGGUUCCUCGAUAAGAAUGGACAGCCUGUGAAAGAUUUCACUCUCCCGUUUGGACUCGGUCGACGUGUCUGUGGAGGGGAAACGUUCGCGAGGUUUGUCAUAUUCGAGCUUUUCGCAACAAUGCUACAGCAAUUUGAUUUUUCAUUUGUCAAGGGACAACCGACAAGUCUGAAAGACAAAUACCCGGGUUUAAUCGUGCAACCGACAAGAACCUGGAUCAAACUCACGGCUCGAAGCUGAUUUAAUGAAUAUACCCAUGUUAAUCUCGAGAAAAAUUCUCGAAUCUAUUUUCCGUUUGUGAAUGUCAGAAAUUACUGUUAAAGAAUCAAUUACAAAUAAUGGACAAUUAAAUACUCGAUAAUAAAGUAUUAUGAAAAUACACUGAACUCGAA
Molecule: messenger RNA, 1721 nt
Organism: Fopius arisanus
Lineage: Eukaryota; Metazoa; Arthropoda; Insecta; Hymenoptera; Braconidae
Gene: Cyp304a1
Product: Probable cytochrome P450 304a1
Exons: 7
Coding region: 52-1569 (505 amino acids)
Biological process (GO): xenobiotic metabolic process
Cellular component (GO): intracellular membrane-bounded organelle; cytoplasm
Molecular function (GO): oxidoreductase activity, acting on paired donors, with incorporation or reduction of molecular oxygen, reduced flavin or flavoprotein as one donor, and incorporation of one atom of oxygen; iron ion binding; heme binding
Source: RefSeq, a predicted model, not a curated record